UCAUCGAGUCGUGACGUCACCAGCGGUCUGACAGCGGACGUCGCAGUCAUGGAGGAAGUGAGAGUGUUUCCCUUGACCUGUGCUGUGCAAAAUUAUGCCUGGGGUAAGAUUGGGCUGGACAGCGAGGUGGCCAAACUGGUGCUAGGUGGAGACCCAGUUGCUGUCAUAGAGGAUAGAAAACCUUAUGCAGAGCUGUGGAUGGGUGCCCACCCUAAAGGCGAUGCCCAGAUUAAAGACAACAGGAUCGCACAGACCACCCUUGGCCAAUGGGUCGCCCACUUCCCUGCCUGUCUGGGCUCCAAGGUGAAAGACACCUUCCAGGGUCAGCUGCCUUUCCUCUUCAAAGUCCUCUCUGUCAAUACAGCUUUGUCCAUACAGGCCCACCCCAACAGGGAGCUAGCCGCUCGUCUCCAUGCUCAGUUUCCGGAGCACUAUCCAGACAACAACCACAAGCCAGAGAUGGCCAUCGCUCUAACUCGCUUCCAAGGCCUCUGUGGCUUCAGACCUGUGGAGGAGAUUCUGGGCUUCCUUAAGUCGGUCCCAGAGUUCCACGCUCUGGUGGGCAACGAGGCAGCAGAGGAGCUCCGGUGCGGCGCGGGAGAUGUGGUCCGUACGAGUCAGGCGCUAAAGAAGUGCUUCACCAGGAUGAUGAACUGUGAGAAGAAGGUGUUUGUAGACCAGCUCAACAUGCUGGUGAAAAGAGUCACUGAGGAGGGUGUAGCAGGAAAGGACACAUCAAGCAGCAACGGUGACUUGUUGCUUCGCCUCCACUCCCAGUACCCCGGAGACAUCGGCUGCUUCUCCAUCUACUUUCUCAAUCACGUGGUCCUGGAUCCAGGCCAGGCCAUGUUCCUGGGAGCUAAUGAGCCUCACGCCUACCUUUACGGAGACUGUAUCGAGUGUAUGGCCUGCUCAGACAACACUGUGAGGGCAGGACUGACGCCGAAAUACAUCGAUGUCAAUACACUAUGUGAGAUGCUGAACUACAGCCCUGCCCCCGCCGCCGCCAAAAUCUUCCCGUGCGUUCAGGACGCGUCAGACCCCUGCGUGACCCUGUAUGACCCCCCAGUGCCAGACUUCACCGUCAUGAGGAUACAGGUCCCAGCCUCCGUGAAGCAGUACACUGUUGCGCCAGUCGACAGCGCCAGCAUCCUCCUGGUCAUCGAAGGCGAAGCCACGGCAACCUCCGCUGCUGCUCUGUCUGAUGUCACACUGAGGCGGGGCACCGUCCUGUUUGUCUCAGCCAAUGAGAGUGUCUCCCUGCACAUCACUUCACAGACAGGGAUGACUCUGUUUCGAGCCUGCUGCCUCCUGUAGUUGUGAGUCUGUGGUUGUGUUUGAAAGCUCAUACUACCUGUUUGUUUGUUGGUUUGAUGCAGCAAGGUCUGUACCAUGUUACGGAUUGAGUCCGAUGACUGAUGUGAACUUUUUAGUAGGUAGUAUAAAAGCUAACGGAGCCUUCCGAUCCAGUGUGUCGUUGCCCUUUGGUGCCCGCUGCUCCCCCUUAACCCCAAACUCCACCUGUGGACUGCUGUGCCCACUCCAGCUUUACUGUCUAGCUUUACAGUCCAGCAGUAGUCCAAUGUUGCUGGAUUUGAGCUGGUUUUAACUCCUUUUUUUGAAACCUGUAGUGGUGCAAGUACAACUUAUAGGUGCUGGACAGAGGACGUGUGUUUAGAAUAACAAGUAAAAUAUGUCCACCACACUCAAAUGACUAGAUCCAUGUUUGUGUUCCUCGUGGUUUGUAAAGGACACUGAGCUACCGGUCUAUUUAGUCACUGUUCUGGAGCUUAAAAUCAGUCUCGAAACUGCUUAAAAAUCUAAAUCUGAGCAUCUACAAUCCCACUAUCGGCUCUUGAAGAUCAUCAGUAUGAUUAAAUGUUCCAGAACAGCUACUAAAUGGAUGUUAGUGCUGGUAUUGUUUUGCUAACAAAAACUCAUCCUCCAUAAAAGAAGUCUGAGGGAUGUGGUUGAAAGAACUCGAAAAAGCUUCCGACUGGAGUUUAUCUUGCAAUUUGCAAGCAGGUAAUUUACAAGGAGCUCCACUGUUUUUGAGACACUUUUACUUUUUAUUCAAAGUACAGAUACAACUGAAAGUGUAUAAUUUUCCGUUCUCCGAUAAAAGUGACACACAGCAACAGUAAUUUGUUGAAAUAGCACUGAAGCAGGGUGCAGGAUACGUUUACACUGGUGCAGUACACCACUACCCACUGCUUUGGAUAACUACAGUACCACCUUGUUGAGGACUGAGCACAUCUCUUUAAUGAGCCAGCAACUGUCUUUCCCAGCGUACAACUAUCUGUUUUCUCAUUUUAACUUUAGCUUGAACUACUAAAUAUCCACCUUUCAAACUCAAAUUACGGAAAAACCAUUACUAGUAUAAUUGAGUAUAUAGUGUAAUACUGAGAUGCCUGUGCAUGUUUGAUUUACAGCAGUAAUACUGCAGAGGGGCUCUGACCUUUACUGUGAUGAUGCUACGUGGAAAUCACAGUGAGGCUGGCCCUGCUGAGUGUUAAUGCUUUGGACUGUUACCAGUGCAUGUUUACAGUCUGGAAACUUCUCAUCAAAGUAGAGAACAAUCAUAAACAUAAAAAAAAAAUAAACAGAAGCAGGUAAGAAGGCCACUAAACAUCUCUUUUCUAUGAAGUAUGACUACAUGGGAAUCAGGAAUGCAUCCAAUUUUGUUGUUUGACUAAAAAUGCACUACACCUGAUCGUUGCAUACUUACACAAUAUGACCCGAGUGUGUUAAUUCCCUGUACGUUGGUACAGCAAAAUGCUGCAUAGAAUUUUAUAUUGUAUUAUUUGGAGCCAAAUUUUUUGACUUUGUAUGUUUUGUUGUUUGUACUGAUUAAUCAAUACGUAACAUUACAUACUAAGAGAAAUCAUACCCUGAAGAAAGUGAAUGAUAAGGUUUUAUUGUUCAUUACAUCAUGGGUGAGUGAAUUGUCUUCAAAGCAUUAUCUCUUAUGGUGACUACUUUCCAACAUGUUGGUACAAUAUUGUAACUAGAUUCUUUCAGUAUGGUGCAAACUUCUGUAUAAUGUUCCAGUUCAUACCAGGGUCAAUGUGAAUUCAGUCAAUCAUAAAGUGGAUUUUCUUGUCGUAGUAGUUUUUAUAAGCUAUGUUGACUUAAAUAUUUGACAAUGAAAGCUCGAUCAGCCUGCCAAUGAAUAAAUAUCUCUCUGGAUGAAUGAAGCCCUGCUAAUGCUUUUACCUACUUCAUGGCCUUGUUAGUGAUGUGGGUUGAUUUCUAAGCUUCUCCCUAAUUGAUAUGCACUGAACCUUUAGUUGUUUGUUGUUGCUGAAACUGGUGAAAAUUGAAAAUAUGAUGAGAUAGAAGGAUGUGAAUAUUUAAUUUUAAAUCACCUACUCUUUUUGAAUAAGAACCAUUACCUCAAAUCCAUCCUUCUCUAUCUUUAAAAAGUUAGUCUCCAGUUAUUUUUGUCAACAAACAACCGGUUUGCCAUCUCUUCAUGUAAUCUAAUUUUGCAGAGGUCACCGUUGCAAACAGUCUCUGAUUUAGAAUAUUAACUUUUCAUUUGUGUAUCACAUGCUUUGGUUACUGAUCUCACUUGAAGUCACUUUUUAGUUUGAACACUGUACAUGUAGAACUUUGCACAGAGGUUAUUUUUUGAUCUUUUGGGUUAUUUCUUUUUUCAUUUUAAAUGAAUGUCCUAUAAAUGCAUACAGAGCUUAAGGUUCCCUAAUUGUUUUCUUUAACCUUUGUGGAACCAUUUCUUGUAAUGUUUCUCUAACCAGGGCAUGAUUUAGCAUUUUUGAUUAUGGUGAUGCUGUAGCAUGGGACUGCAGAGAACGUGUAAGUGGUUUAAUAAAGCCUUGUUCUAUUACUGAA
This is a messenger RNA of Acanthochromis polyacanthus (spiny chromis), 3855 nucleotides long. It is a transcript of the gene mpi, whose product is annotated as mannose phosphate isomerase. Gene Ontology annotation, biological process: GDP-mannose biosynthetic process; carbohydrate metabolic process. The record is from RefSeq and is a predicted model, not a curated record. Gene Ontology annotation, molecular function: zinc ion binding; mannose-6-phosphate isomerase activity. NCBI's taxonomy places the organism in Eukaryota, Metazoa, Chordata, Actinopteri, Pomacentridae. Bases 49 to 1317 code for a protein of 422 amino acids. Gene Ontology annotation, cellular component: cytosol. The transcript is spliced from 8 exons.